Penicillium brasilianum is the source of this 1984-nucleotide messenger RNA. The record is from the annotation of a GenBank genome assembly. Lineage: Eukaryota; Fungi; Ascomycota; Eurotiomycetes; Eurotiales; Aspergillaceae.
CAGCGUCUCCGAAGCCCCAUCCGUUGCUGCCCAGAUUCUACCUGACUCACACCAUGUGUGUGCGAACUCUACUUCUUACAUCUUUACGAAAUGCGAUUUAACUUGAAUGUGGACCAUUUACCGUGUGCCUUUUUGCAACCUUUGUGACCUGCGUUUAUCAUCUCCUCCGAUCAAUCUAAUCUAAACCUCUCGCCGACUCGUCAAUGCUCGCAACAGAACCCACCGAUUUGGCCUCAAACUGGGACUUCUCCCAGGUGCUUGACCUUCUCAGGUCUCCCACUUAUGAGGGCAGCCCAAAUGUCUCUCAAUAUGUUGAUAUUCCCGUUGCUCCGGCCAGCAACGAACCGUCAAGUCAAAUUCCCUCAAGCAGUGCCAGUAGCUAUCCCAACGAAGUCAAACCCCAACAGCCUUCCGGGAAACUUGGAGACUUUAGCUUGAUCUGGGAUCUUUUUAGCAAAGAUGCCGCCUCUUCAAAGAAUGAUUCGGCGCCCGGAGAUACUUGGCAGCCUCCCCUCGACCGUCUCCCAGCUCUCCCAAUUCUCAAGCGACCUCUCCAUGAUGAACCCGUCAAAGGAACAACGUCAACUCCUCCCAAAUCUGUCCCAGUACCGAAGACCUCGAAGCCCCGAGUGACCAAGGAGACGAUCACCAAUCGAUCUCACCUUUUACCAGCAUCACCCGUUCAAGGACCUAUCACUAUUCUAAAGCACGCUGCAGGCAGCUAUCCUACCAAGAGCGAUGUUGCAGCUACAUCGCCUCCCAAAGCUCCACCGAAGGCUACCGGCAAUAAUACUAAGCCAACAGAAAUACCUCAAGCCAAUACCAGGAUCAAGCCUGCUGGAAAGUUUACCAAGUCGAAUAUCGACGCUGAGCCAAUACUCUCAGAAAGCAGCACGGGUGCAGAGUCCGACUCUAGUACCAUCGUGUUUGAUCAACCCAUCACCAAGAAGUCCGGAGUCCUCACAUUCGUUCCCGCUCAAGUGGGCGGUCGUGAUGCGCGAAGUAACCUUGAUGAUACUCCACCAUCAUCAUAUGACGAGGCUUGGACCCUCAAUUCGGAUGCUGUUCAAAAUAUCAUCACCACCUCUGCGGGGAUUCGAGUUCUCCCCGCUGCUUACAAGAGUGCGACGGAGCGUAGAAUCGGUUUGAUGACGAAGCUACUCCGGGAUUUCCCUGAGUACGCUCAGCUUGUAUUGCAAGUGGGCCGUUCGUCAACUUCAACCAAGAAAUGUGUCGAACCACCCCCUAUCCAUGUCUUCGUCGACAUGUCUAACAUCAUGGUGGGUUUCCACGAUUCGGUAAAAGUUUCGCGGAACAUCCCUGUCGCAACCCGCAUCCGCCGUCUACACAUGUCCUUCGCCAACUUCUCUUUAAUCAUGGAACGAGGCCGUCCAGCCGCCAAGAGAGUCUUGGUUGGCUCGGAUCGACUUCCCUCCAUCGCCGAAGCCGAACAACUCGGCUACGAGGCGAAUAUUUUAGAUCGUGUGCAUAAAGUGAAGCACACAACGCCGCGGCCAUCCAAAUUUCGCAAGGCCCCAGGGUCUGCAACUCACCCCACGUCCGGACCUGAAACGGUCUGCACAACUGGGGAGCGAUGGGUUGAGCAAGGUGUGGACGAAAUUCUGCACUUGAAGAUGCUCGAAAGUAUCGUGGACACGGACAAGCCGUCGACCAUCGUCCUGGCGACCGGCGACGCCGCAGUCGCCGAAUACUCUGGUGGAUUCAUGCGUAUGGUUGAACGUGCUCUUCAGCGCGGAUGGACUGUAGAACUGGUCAGCUUCUCGCAGGUGACAAGUUAUGCGUACCGGAAGAAAGAGUUCCGUGCGAAAUGGGGUCAGCAGUUUCGGAUGAUCGAGCUGGAUUCUUAUGUGGAGGAACUUUUUGAUUGAAUGAAGCGACGAUUCGGGUUUGAGCUCAUAUGCUUAUGACAUUAUGGUAGCAUAGUAUUUGACAGUCAAAUCAAUGGUAACCUAUCAUCAUCCUA